Messenger RNA from Durio zibethinus, 1658 nucleotides. Its product is annotated as Pectin lyase-like superfamily protein. Gene Ontology annotation, molecular function: polygalacturonase activity. The record is from RefSeq and is a predicted model, not a curated record. NCBI's taxonomy places the organism in Eukaryota, Viridiplantae, Streptophyta, Magnoliopsida, Malvales, Malvaceae.
AUGGCAAACAAAUUCUUCUCAGCGUUGUGCUACCUAAUGUUGUUGCUGGUGCGGGAAACAACUUGUUCCAUGAGACAACAGAAGUUAACAGAAUUGGGAUCAAAGCUACAAAAGCUGGCACUUUCUUCUCCUUCUCUCCAACCCCACUCCUCAGACGCCAAAACAAAUGGAAGAGUGUUCUAUCCAAUUGGGUAUGGGGCAGACCCAACUGGGGUGCAGGAAAGCAGUGACGCCAUUUUGCAAGCGUUGAAUGACGCUUUCCAGGCGCAAAGCGGUCUUGAAAUGCUGCCUGGAGUGAAUGACUUGGGUGGUGUUGUAAUUGAUUUGCUAGGAGGAAGCUACGAAAUCAGCAAACCUAUAAGGUUUCCUGCUUCUGGGGGAGGCAAUGUUGUGGUGAAAGGAGGGUCGUUGAGAGCGUCAGAGACAUUUCCAGGUGACCGGCAUCUCAUUGAAGUAUGGUCUCCAAAUUCUCAGGUCCUUAAAGAAAAAGCAACUGUCCCUACUGGUAUUCCCAAUUCAAAAGAUGAUAAUGUAGGAAUCUACUAUGAGGACAUCACCUUCCGAGACAUUCUUUUUGAUUCAAGUUAUCGCGGAGGAGGGAUCUUCAUUAUUGACUCCGCUAGAAUUCGCAUAAAUAAUUGCUUCUUUCUUCACUUCUCAACGGAAGGAAUUCUAGUUCAAAAAGGCCACGAGACUUUCAUAUCAAGCUGUUUCCUAGGACAGCAUUCCACAAUUGGUGGAGACAAGGGCGAGAAAAGUUUCACAGGCACGGCCAUUCAACUUUCAAGUAAUGAUAAUGCAAUCACGGAUGUUGCCAUCUUCUCGGCAGCAAUUGGAAUUUUAUUAGGAGGACAAGCUAACAUUGUCACGGGUGUACAUUGUUACAACAAAGCAACAGGAUUUGGUGGCGUUGGAAUUUUAGUGAAAUCAGCUGCUUCACUAACUAGAAUUGACAAUUGUUACCUAGAUUUCACAGCUACAGUCAUGGAAGACCCUGUUCAAGUUCACGUUACCAAUGGAUUUUUCCUAGGGGAUGCUAAUGUAGUGUUAAAGUCAAUUAGGGGACAAAUAUCCGGGCUAAAUAUAGUUAACAAUAUGUUUAACGGUAACGCCAGAAACAUGGUUCCAAUUAUCCACUUAGACGGCAAAUUUAGUACAAUAGAUCAAGUGGUGAUCGACCAGAACAAUGUGAAUGGCAUGAGCCUGAAAUCGACAGUUGGAAAAUUGACGGUGGCAGGAAAUGGAACAAAGUGGGUUGCCGAUUUUUCGUCGUUACUAGUAUUUCCAGAUCGGAUUAAUCAUUUUCAGUACUCAUUUCAUAUUCAAAAGGAAGCAACUGCAGGGUUCCCCGUACAUGCAGUGACCAAUGCGUCAAAUAAUGUUGUAGUUGUAGAGAGUGACAAAGCAGUCAAUGGGCUGGUUUCUGUGGCUGUUGAUCAGUAAAAUUGUAUGGGAGAGAGUAAUGUAGCUUAGUUUUAAGGAAAUAAAAGUUUAGAUGCUUGGAAUUACAAGUAUUCGUUUUGUUAUGGUAAUAUAGUUUAGAAUAAAAGAGAAACGUUUGUAAAGCUUCAUCCAUGAUAGCCUCAUGCUUUGAAUAAGUACUCCACUUGGUUAACUUCAUUCUAAAAAGUCAAUUCUACAUACUUGUAUAUUAAGUA